AGAACGCGCACAGCUUCGACAAGGAAGCAGCGGCGCUCUAUUAAACGUUGCCCACGUUUCACGCGUGUUAUCACUACUUUAGAAACUAUUACAGUCGCUGCUAACUUAUCUGUCUAUACCAUCUGUGCACACGGAGCCGGAGACGAGAUGAAGGCGCUGCUGCUGCUCUUUGUGGCCGUGUGGGGGAACUUUGAGGCGGGCAGAGGAGAGCGUCUGUGCGCCCACUCCCCGUUCACCUGGUGCUCCUCUCUGCAGGCUGCGGUCCGCUGUGGGGUUUUGGAGCAGUGUCUGGAGGCCAACAUCACACGGGCGCGACAGACAGCAGAUCCAGUGAAGGUCGAGCUGUACUAUGAGAGCCUGUGUCCUGCUUGUAUUAAUUUCAUCACCACCAUGCUCUUGCCCACCAUGGUGCUGUACGGAGACAUCAUAGACCUCACCCUGGUCCCCUACGGCAACGCUCAGGAGUCCUUUGAUGGAAAGAAAUAUAUUUUUAAAUGCCAGCACGGAGAGGAGGAGUGUGUGGGGAACAUGAUAGAGGCCUGUUUGCUGAACCUGACCGGCUCUGAUGCGUAUCUCCCCAUCUUCUGCAUGGAGGCUUCCAAUGACGCUGCGAAGGCUGCCCAUUCGUGUGUGGACCUGUUCGCUCCUGACCUGUCUUGGGAGCGUCUGAUGAAAUGUGUGAAUGGAGACUUGGGAAACCAGAUCAUGCACCAGAACGCCCUGAAGACCCAGGCACUGAAGCCCCCUCACACAUACGUGCCCUGGAUCACUAUCAACGGAGUUCACACAGAGGAGCUCCAGGACCAAGCCUUCUCUGCUCUUGGGCCUCUUGCGUGUAGCAUGUACCAGGGGGAGAAGCCUGCUAUGUGUGGAGGAAAGGGGAGACGUUUCAAAAGCUACAGCCGAAAGUGAAGAGUAGCAGAAAGUUCUACCUCAGCCAUUAGAAUAUGGACCAAAGGGAAUCGUAUACUGUAUAAACAAUGUAUUUUUAAUACCAACAAUGAUACAAUUUUUAAUAUACAUAAAUUACUCAUUCAUCAGG
This is a messenger RNA of Boleophthalmus pectinirostris (great blue-spotted mudskipper), 1042 nucleotides long. RefSeq names its product gamma-interferon-inducible lysosomal thiol reductase-like. The coding region runs from base 148 to 912 and encodes 254 amino acids. The transcript has 7 exons. Gene Ontology annotation, cellular component: lysosome. Gene Ontology annotation, molecular function: oxidoreductase activity, acting on a sulfur group of donors, disulfide as acceptor. NCBI's taxonomy places the organism in Eukaryota, Metazoa, Chordata, Actinopteri, Gobiiformes, Gobiidae. The record is from RefSeq and is a predicted model, not a curated record.